Molecule: messenger RNA, 2596 nt
Organism: Klebsormidium nitens
Lineage: Eukaryota; Viridiplantae; Streptophyta; Klebsormidiophyceae; Klebsormidiales; Klebsormidiaceae
Source: the annotation of a GenBank genome assembly
CUUAAAAUGGCGAACAGCUGUCACCCAUGGUGGACUCCAACGGACUGCUUUCUCCAGAUCUGCAGCUCUGGAAAGGCAGCUUGCAAGAGGGAGGGAGUUGUUUCUGCCAAGGGUUGGCACGUAUUUCGAGUCACGAAAAGUGCAGCCAUGCAAUGAUUCGAGGGUUGGAUACCCGUGGAGUUCGGGCGUUCCUUCCCUAGGCAGUCUGUCGAAACCUGAAGAAGCAAUUGAAGUGUUUGUUUGAGGAGAACGCCACAGCAGGGCAAAGAAGCACUUCUUUCUGGCCUCCCUCGUAUGUGGCUGUCGGUGUUUGUGAAAAGAUUCUGCUUGCGCAUUUCUGUUGAUUUUCUUCUUGUUCCAAGGUGCAUCCAAUCACCUCAAGGACAGUCGGCGUUUGCAUAGAUCUGAGGGCCGCAAGCAAUCGGGACAGAAACAACAAGGAGUCUAGCUUUUGCAGGACACAGCUUUGUUCAAAUUUCCUAGUUUCAGCUCUCAGCAGGUUCUUAGUAAAUCAGAGAAGUCCAUUUCAGUCGAGAGAAGUCCAAUGAGAUAGCAUUAGCGGGUGCACUUCAGAGGCCUGUUGAUCAGUCUCACCGUCAUGGCCACAGCCAUACAUUUCUCUCAGCUGCACGUUGGCCACUUAGGAGCGGCACAUGGCUUUCAGAACUCGUGGCGGAAAGAUGUCGUCAAUGCCGGCGGCCGUGUCAAACCGUCCCGCCCCCCCCUGCGCAAAAGCACUCCCUUGCUCCCUCAGGGCCCCUCGCUGGCGCCCCCGGCCAUCUGGAACCCAGGCCUGCGCUUUUCCAGGUUUUCUUCCUCGAGCCUCUCAAGACGGGUGUUGUUUUCACACCAGCUGGGAUCUCCCGGGUCCGGUGGAAACUGGGAGCGACUCUCUCGGUCUCCUUCUGCGCCUGUGCACAAGCUUCUCCAGAGCCAGCCGUCGAUCAAACCCCUAAGCCCUAAGCCCCUAAACCCCGGGACACCCCUCAGCAUAAAGCGGACCAUCUCUGGUGCGCUUAGCCUCUCAUCAGUGGAAGCCUGCCUGGAGCGUGCGCCGUCAUCCAACAUCGCGAUGCUUGAGCAGUUGCUAAAAGAAAGUGUGAGUGAGGCGCAGAUUGAGAAGCCCCCCCUGCAGCGAAGACACUCGUCCGCACCCCUGGCAAAGCACAUGGCGCCUUGGGAAGAAAGGAGUAGGUCGCACUCAGAGGCGCAGAGCUCGCAGGUGCCAGGGGUGUUGAGAGAGGGGAUGGCGGCACCGCGGAAGCGGGAGCAGUGGCAUCCGAGCAUCGGAACUCACCCUGAGAUGCAGGAGGGGGAUGACCUCCAUUACUUUGCAGAUGCGCCACGCCCCCCGCCAAACCUCGACGGCGGCCACUUUGACCCCCUGGGACUGAACCCUCCCGCCCCGGAACUGUUACCGCAAACCCUGAUCAACAAGCUGCACAUCCCUGAAGCUCGCAAGGGGCUCCCGAACACCGUGCAAGAUAUGUACCAGGGGUUGCUUAAGCAGAAGUGGCCGGCGUUCCUGGGGUCUUUGGUAGCGGCGCCAGCGGCCUUGAGCGCGGCGUUCACGGCUUUUUACCUGUUGGAUCCAGGGGGUUUGGCACUGGACGAUAGCAUCAUGCAGUCGGCGAGUGCGAGCUGCGAGUUUGCGGCGAUGGGAGCGCAGGCAAUGGGAGUGGACCAAGCUCAGGGGAUCAACUUCUUCAGCUUCUUUGAGGCGUUCAUGAUGAGCCUGGGCAUGAGCACGGGCGUAGAUCCGGUUGUGCACGCGGUCAGCCCGUACACCAUGGUCAUUGCGCAGCUGAACGGAAUGGCCUCGCAGCUGAUGUUCGUCCUCUUGAGCGGCGCCGUGUUUGCGCGCUUCUCGCAGCCCGCCGAGCCUAUCGCCUGCUCCAAGAAGGCGGUCGUCACGAGCCUGCCUACAACGCCCCGGCAACGGAUGCUCGCGCUUCGAUAUGCUGUCCAGCAAGAACUGGUUGACGUAAAGGUCGACAUCACGGCCACGCGAACCGUCAAAACGGAUUCCGCCGGCGGCUGGGCCCGGACGGAACAGCCCCUGAAGCUCGUCCGAUCAGGGGCGGCGUACCAAAUCGAGGGCAUGGUUGUACAACACAUGAUCGACCCGGAGAGCCCAUUGUACGGCCUUAACCAAGCUGGGUUAAGAGCGCAGGACGUCAAGCUGACGUUCAGCGUCGUGGGCUUGGAGCGCGCGUCGAUGCAGUCAGUGGUUCACAUAGAGGAGUACUCUGCAAAGGAUGGGACGCUCAUAGCAAUCGGUUGAGCCUCGGGGUUUCUGCACCGGGGCGCUUUGUAUAGUGGUUUUGAGGUAACGUUUGUGGCGCGCGCACUCAAUCUUAGUAGAAUUGCAUGAUAAUGAACAGGUCCCGUUUUGCCGAUACUUAUAAACUGUUUAGCUAGCUGAUUAAAAGAAGCGGAGCGAGUACGGAUACACCGUGCGGCUCAGGUGACAAGAGAAGCAUUCCAAUGUUCCCCAGAAUAAAGCUUAGCUUAUAGACGCGUCCCCUUUGUGAAUUCUGUGUAACAAUUGCAUCCACCAUUGUGAUGCAACAUAUAAGUUGAAUCAUGGGUUUGA